UUUUAACUCGGAAAGUCCCUAUAAUUUGGUUUUGUUACGCUGUUGGUCCCUAGCCGACUUAAAAUGGCUGAUAUACCCUUAUAUAAUGUUUUAAUUGGUUUGGCCCACUCUUUCUCUAGUAUCAGUAAAGAAUGAAAUGAAAACCUAAUCCAUCGGACCAACAUCAGUUUCCCUUCCUCCUUUUCUUCUCUUUCCAGCGCCACCUCCCCUGUUCCACUGAAAUCGCUGCCGUCGACGAGUAGAAACUUCAAACAAUCGUUUGACGAUUAUAUUCAAGGGAAAGAUGUUGCUAACUCUUCCUUCCGAUCAUCUUCCCCCUUUUACCCUAAACCAGUGAACCACCCAACCAUCAUCUGUCGCAUUUCUCCUCUAAACCAACGACACCCACAACGCACCUUAAGUCCAUGGCACUGAAGCCAACAAGAAGAAGCAACUUAUUGCAAGGGACCCAACGUCCGACUUUUAACGACCACAUCAACCAACAAUUUCUGGGUUUUGAUUUCUUCACUAGAAUUUUAAUCUAAGGUUUAAAAUGGCAGACCAUGGUGAACCUGUGACGACGAGAAAUCAAAUGUUUCGAGGAGAACAUGUGAUGGGGAACAACUGGAAGCUUCAAGUUAGAUCCAUCCGAUCCACAAAAAUGGCAAAACCAAAGGGAAAAAUUUGAUGCAGCUGCGGUGAAUCAUGAGUCCCCUUUGUUAAAUUGUUAAAUCUCAAAUCUUUUUUUUUUUUGUAACAAUUUUGUAAUUACCGAUCAAACUAUCGAGUGUUAAUAGAAUAAACUGGUCUCGUGUGUUGAUUCACUUGGGAUUGUAUGUGGGAUUUUUGUAUCUGCAACCUUUGCAUCAACGAUUUUGGUUUUGGAUUUGAGGUACGAGUUCGAUUUUAGAUGUAUUUCAACUUUAUUGUUGAACUUUACAUAGAUUUAUGGCUGGAUUUGUGUUUAGUUUGUGAUGAUUUAUGUGGUAUCGAAUUUGUGGCCGGAGUUGGUGCAGAGAACUGGAUCGAUGGCCGGAGAUGGUGCCAGGAAGGGAAGAUGAUUUAGGUGGGGUGGACCGAAAAGGGACCUGUUUGUAAAUUUGGAUGAAAUAUGACCGCGAGUUCGUUUAAAAAGGAGCAUUCUGCAACCUUCCUGCCUGUUCUAGAGGUUCCUUCCCAACUGUUUUCAAAUUUCAUAGCUCCCACAAAAUCGCUUUUUUCUGUGUACUUCCUCCAUCAAUUAGCAAACUCGAAAGAAGAUUAUUAACAGAGACAUUAAACGAUUCAACAGUAAUGGAUGUGAGGUCUGUUGUUGAAGCUGUUUCUACCGAUGAUGACGACGCUCCAUUGUACCAGGUUGAGAGCCUCUGUAUGCGAUGCGGUGAAAAUGUAAGUUUGUAUGCGAAUACACAUGUGUGAAGAUGAUCACAGUGGAAGUUCUUUGAUGCUGAUAUAGACUUCAAUUGCAUUGAGUGACAGGGGAUAACGAGAUUUCUAUUAACCUUGAUUCCACACUUUAGGAAGAUCUUGUUGUCAGCCUUUGAGUGUCCUCAUUGUGGCGAGAGGAACAAUGAGGUGCAGUUUGCCGGUGAGAUACAACCCCGAGGUUCUUGCUAUCGCUUGGAAUUCUCAUCAGAUGCUUAAUCGUCAAGUAGUGAAAUCCGAAACAGCCACAAUUAAGAUACCUCAACUUGAUUUUGAGAUUCCUCCCGAGUCACAACGUGGAUCUCUAUCAACGAUUGAAGGAAUUUUGGCCCGAUCUGCUGAUGAAUUACAAGCACUUCAAGAAGAAAGAAAGAAAGUUGAUCCUCAGACUGCUGAAGCUAUAGACAAGUUCAUAUUAAAACUAAGAGCAUGUGCAACAGGGAAUUCAUCUUUUACCUUCAUAUUAGACGAUCCUGCUGGCAACAGCUUUAUAGAGAACCCGUAUGCUCCAUCCAUGGAUCCAUCAUUAACUAUUGAUUUCUAUGAGAGAACUCAUGAUCAACAAGCCUCACUUGGAUAUCUUGUUGACCAAUCACAAACAAGAGAACAUGAAAAUGAUGAAUCAUCAAACAAAAACAAUCAAACAUCUCAACCCCACGGAUCAGUUGGAGCAGUUGCUGGUAGGCGAGCUAUUGCUCAGGGUAACACUGCAGAAUUUGCUGAAACUCUUUUUCGCUAUACUGCACCAGAAGAGGUGAUGACAUUCCCAUCAACAUGUGGUGCUUGUGCUGUUAGAUGUGAGACUCGGAUGUUUGUGACAAAGAUUCCAUACUUCCAAGAAGUGAUUGUGAUGGCAUCUACUUGUGAUGCUUGUGGCUAUAGAAAUUCUGAGCUGAAGGCAGGUGGUGCUAUACCUGCAAAAGGAAAGAAAGUCACACUGAUUGUGAGAAAUGUUAAUGAUUUAAGCCGUGAUGUCAUAAAGUCAGACACUGCAAGUGUAAAAAUCCCGGAGAUUGAUUUGGAGCUUGCAGGUGGCACUUUAGGAGGCCUUGUGACAACUGUCGAAGGUUUAGUCACCAAAAUCAACGAAAGUCUUGAGAGAGUACACGGGUUCACUUUUGGAGAUAGUCUGGAUGAGGAUAGAAGAAGCAAAUGGCUCGACUUCAAAGCCAGGCUCCUCAAGCUUCUGAAUAUAGAAGAACCUUGGACACUGAUCUUAGAUGAUGCCCUGGCAAACUCUUUCAUUGCACCAACAACUGAUGAUAUUAAAGAUGACUUUCAGUUAAUUUUUGAUGAAUACGAGAGAUCAUGGGAACAGAACGAGGAGUUGGGAUUGAAUGACAUGGACACCUCUUCUGCUGAUGUGGCAUAUGCUUCAUGAAAUCAGAUGGCUUGUAUCAUAAUUAAGUUUGUGUCAUUUGUGUUUUUCAAGACUUUUUACCGUAAACUUAACGCCUAACUACUUUUGUCUUAUUAUUUAAGAUUUCACAACCGACUGAUUUUAGGCCAUAAUUUAUACUAGUUAUUUAUAUAAGAAAAUAAGAGAUUCGAGUU
Molecule: messenger RNA, 2958 nt
Organism: Lactuca sativa (garden lettuce)
Lineage: Eukaryota; Viridiplantae; Streptophyta; Magnoliopsida; Asterales; Asteraceae
Source: RefSeq, a predicted model, not a curated record